This is a messenger RNA of Conger conger (European conger), 840 nucleotides long. RefSeq names its product CTF8, chromosome transmission fidelity factor 8 homolog (S. cerevisiae) (gene chtf8). The transcript has 4 exons. Gene Ontology annotation, biological process: mitotic sister chromatid cohesion. NCBI's taxonomy places the organism in Eukaryota, Metazoa, Chordata, Actinopteri, Anguilliformes, Congridae. The record is from RefSeq and is a predicted model, not a curated record. Gene Ontology annotation, cellular component: Ctf18 RFC-like complex. Bases 157 to 543 code for a protein of 128 amino acids.
GUGCCGGAAACAUGUGUUUGCAGCGCUUUGGGCGGGAGGCUUGUCAUUCUGACAGACGUGAUUCUGCGGCUGUGUUGCAGUUCUGCUGCUGGGAAAGAAAGCUAAUGCAUCAACAAAGGCUCCAUUAGGGGUCUAGGAGGUCAUUCGGACAGGUGGAUGAGAGCAAAGAUGGUUCAGAUAAUCGUUUCAAGUGUGCAGGGGAGCGGGCCUGAGGAGUGCCUGCUUGUGGAGCUGCAGGGGGAGGUGGUGUCCAGGCAGAACACGGGUCUGCCUGAGAGUCUGAUGGGAGACCUGCACUACACCAAGGAGGGCAUCCCCGUGCUCAUCGUGGGACACCACAUACUGUAUGGGAAGCAGGUGAAGCUGGAGAAACCCUUCGCCGUUCUGAAGAAGCACUCCGGCCUGCCGCAGGCAGAUCAGGUCUCCAUGGAGACAGGCGAGGAGAAGCCCACCUCAUACUCUGUCUCUGCCCUCAUAAAGAAAAAGCUCAUCUUCAAGACCCGCCCCAAACCCAUCAUCACCAACGUGCCCAAGAAAGUGUAAUCCCGCCCAAAAGACUGUCUGCCCCGCCCCUCCUCUGCAUGACUGACAGGGUCACAGGAGAAGCCUACCUCUGAGGAUGUGCCUGAGUCCUGAAAACUAUUUGACCUUUUGUGGGCUGUCUAGAUACCCUGGGGGCAUGGAACAAAUGCUGGGGCUCAUCUGAGUUGAUAUAAAACGUGAUUGUUUGCUGUUGGAAGCACACCCCUGAAGCUCAAGGGAAAUUUGUCAACUAUGUCUCUAUGGAAAAGUCGACUACUGUCUGAAUUUACAUGUAUAUAAUAAAUUAAGCUAAAUGUU